UCAGGAACCAAAACUCCUUUGAAGGGCUCACCAUGGCAGUCUGGGCUCUGCUUUCCCUUGCUCUUUUCAGUUACUGCUCAGGUGUCAGUUCCCAGGCAAGUAUAACUCAGCCUGCCUCCGCAUCUGGGUCCCUGGGCCAAACCGUGACACUCUCCUGCACCAGAAGCAGUGGGAGCUGGGAAAGCUUUUAUCACUGGUACCAACAGAGACCUGGGCAGGGUCCUCGCUUCGUGCACCGGCCAGGUGGCAGCCGGGGAGAAGGGAUCCCAGAUCGGUUCACUGCCUCUGGCUCUGGAAACAAUUACCUUUUGACCAUCACUAAUGUCGAGGCUGAAGACGAGGCGGAUUAUUACUGUGGCGAAUGGGAGAGCACUGGUGGUUGGAAGUUCCACAUUACUCCUUUGAUUCGGAAAGCCAAACUCACCAUGGCCUGGGCUCUGUUUCUCCUUGCAUUUCUCACUUACUGCUCAGGUGUCCAUUCCCAGAGUGUGACUCAGCCUGCCUCUGCCUCUGUGUCUCUGGGCCAAACAGUUAAACUCUCCUGCACUGAAAGCAGUGGGGGUAGCUGGGAUUACUUCAGCUGGUAUCAACAGAGACCUGGACAGGCUCCUCGCUUCCUCUGGUAUGGUACCAGCAGCAGGGGAGAAGGGGUCCCGGAUCGGUUCACUGGGUCUUACUCUGGAAAGACUGGCUCUUUAACCAUCACCAACGCCCAGGCUGAAGACGAGGCCGAUUAUUACUGUGCUAAUGCUGAGGGUACUGGUAGUAGCUUCAAGUUCCACAGCGAUGCACCCUAA
This is a messenger RNA of Hemicordylus capensis (graceful crag lizard), 797 nucleotides long. RefSeq lists its product as uncharacterized. Bases 33 to 797 code for a protein of 254 amino acids. The record is from RefSeq and is a predicted model, not a curated record. The transcript is spliced from 4 exons. Gene Ontology annotation, biological process: immune response; immunoglobulin production. NCBI's taxonomy places the organism in Eukaryota, Metazoa, Chordata, Lepidosauria, Squamata, Cordylidae.